AUGGAAGAACGUGACUUGCUUGAAUGCUGUGGAAGCAUCAAGUUUGCAUCGAAGAUGGCUUCUGCUUCUCCAUUCUCCUCGUUGCAACACGCACUCGAUGUGGCAUCCGAUAUUUGGUAUAACAAGAUUAAUGUGCAUUCUUGGUUGAUAGCACUCAAUACUCACAACAAUAUCUGUGAAAAGUCACCCUCCUCACAUGCUGCUAUGGAUUCUAGUAUAGAGGAGAUAUAUGCACUUAGCGUGCAGUAUCUGCAAAGGCAUGGAUUUCCAUAUUUUACUAUUUCUUCUAACUGGGAUGCAGAUGUUAUAUUAAUGGAUCUAAAGAAAAGAUAUAUUCGCUCUACAACUGAAUCACCAGAAACCCAGGCUGCGAUAAAGGAUUUUGAUCUCAACAAGAAGCCAUUCUGGAAGGAAGAUUUGGAUCAUGUUGCUCGUGAGAAAGCUAGACAAUUUUGUGAAAUUUGGUAUCCAGAAGAAUAUUAUGUCUGA
This is a messenger RNA of Arachis ipaensis, 489 nucleotides long. RefSeq names its product uric acid degradation bifunctional protein TTL-like. Gene Ontology annotation, cellular component: peroxisome. Gene Ontology annotation, molecular function: 2-oxo-4-hydroxy-4-carboxy-5-ureidoimidazoline decarboxylase activity. The record is from RefSeq and is a predicted model, not a curated record. Lineage: Eukaryota; Viridiplantae; Streptophyta; Magnoliopsida; Fabales; Fabaceae. Gene Ontology annotation, biological process: urate catabolic process.